AUGAUGAGUUGCGAGAGUAUCUCGGAGGAAAUUCCACAAGACAUGAAAAGCUCCACUCCGAACCCUCCUCGACUCGAAACACACUCUCGCUCGGAAAGAACAACAACAACAACAACUAUUUCUCAUCAGCAUCCUUCGGGAAAAUCAUCAACACAACACAAGAAACAAACUGAAUUGGAACGAUAUUUUGAAUUUGUGAAAUUGAAUGGAACAACCACGAACACCCAUCAUCAUCAUCACACGAACUCAUCUUGUGACAUCAACACUAUUGAUCCUUUUGGUAGGAGAACUACACUCUUUAAAAUUAAUUCAAAUGAUCCACUCCUGUAUUUUAACAAAUUGUGUGUCGCCAUGCAAUUUUCACAAUUACUUUCUUUAAAACUAUUUCCGAAUGCAAAAGAAAUAACUGAAAGUUUUUCAGCCUAUUACAACAUUCGAGAUUACUUGAGUUUCACAAAACGACAACACUUGUUAUCGGAUCAUAAUGUUCUUUGCUAUGUCAUUGCGGAUGGAAAUGUUCCGAGAACAGGUGCAACUAUUGCUUGUUCCACCAAUUGGCAAGUCUUCUCCAUUGAUCCAAGAAUGAAGAAAAAGUGGCAAUCUCAAUAUUGUGUGCCAUGUGAGGAAGAAGAGAAGGAAAGAACAUCCAAGAAGAAGAGCAACAUGAGUGAGUUGGUUCAACACUCUCCACACACCCUCUCCUCUUCAUCCUCUCCUAUUAUUGUACAAGAUCCUCCCUGCAGCACAUGUGUGAGUGGUCUCUCAAGUUGCUCACAAAUUCAACGAUUGUAUCCUCUCUCACAAACCACUGAUGAAUUUCUGCAGAGUGCUCUUUUUGACAAAGCACUUAAACAUCUCUCGCCGACCCUUAAUGUCAUUAUUGCUGUUCAUUCUCAUGCCGAUUUGUGGCAAUUUUAUAAGGAAAUACCCAACCCGAAAGUGUGUCUUUGCAUUCCGUGUUGUUUUCAGCCCAACAUUCCUUCGCCAAUAGCCAUCUUCAAAGAUGAAGCUCUUCAUAGUGAAAAGAAUGUGGUUUACUUGUGGUCCUCUUGA
This is a messenger RNA of Naegleria fowleri, 1053 nucleotides long. RefSeq lists its product as uncharacterized. Bases 1 to 1053 code for a protein of 350 amino acids. The transcript has a single exon. The record is from RefSeq and is a predicted model, not a curated record. Lineage: Eukaryota; Heterolobosea; Eutetramitea; Acrasida; Naegleriidae.